This is a messenger RNA of Boleophthalmus pectinirostris (great blue-spotted mudskipper), 1328 nucleotides long. It is a transcript of the gene dynlt2b, whose product is annotated as dynein light chain Tctex-type 2B. Gene Ontology annotation, molecular function: dynein intermediate chain binding. Bases 231 to 593 code for a protein of 120 amino acids. NCBI's taxonomy places the organism in Eukaryota, Metazoa, Chordata, Actinopteri, Gobiiformes, Gobiidae. The transcript is spliced from 6 exons. The record is from RefSeq and is a predicted model, not a curated record. Gene Ontology annotation, biological process: microtubule-based movement. Gene Ontology annotation, cellular component: cytoplasmic dynein complex; cytoplasm.
UGGGCCCAAACUGGCACCAUAUGGGCUAGUACACACUAGACGCAACAAGUAUUCAAAUACUGAUCAUGAUACACACAGGCCUAUUACAAGAGCUGAUUUUAAAUGGAAAUCAAGUGCCUUUUAAAGUGCCUCCUUGUGAUGAGCGGAAAUAAGUCCGUCGCCAUGGUAACUCACAACCUUCAGAACCGCUGUUAGCAUUUGGCUAACAUUCCGCGGUGUCUUUUAACAAGAUGGGAACUACAGAUACAUACCUUAUUCGACCAAACCAUCAAAACAAGUUUAAGCCAGCUGUGGUGAAAGAGUGCAUACGAGAAGUUGUCAGGGAGCGACUCACUGGAGUGCGAUAUGACGCUGAGGAGGUUCAAAAGCUGUCCAACACGCUGGCAGACAGCAUUAAGGACAGAGUAAAGAAGGCUGGUUUUGACAGAUACAAACUUGCAGUGCAGGUUGUGAUUGGAGAACAACGAGGACAAGGGGUGAAGAUGUCCACAAGGUGUUUUUGGGAUGCUGACACAGACAGUUAUGCAGAAGAUGUUUUUAUCACUGAAAAUCUGUUUUGUGUGGCGGUGGUGUUCGGGAGCUAUUACUAUUGACGACUGUGUAGAAGAUGUCAGCUAAGCAUCUACUGUAUGCAGUGUUGGUCUGUUUAAUAUAGGUAACAGUGACCUACAUUAAACAGACCAACAAUGCAUUUUUGAAAUAACAGACUGAAACUAUUGUUUUUUGUACUUUAAGGUAUUUUGCUAUUCAUAAAAAAUAUAAUUUCUAUUUUUGCAGUAAAUUAUAUUAAACAUUUGUGAUGUGAUAUUAAAAUUGUUCAAGCUACAGGACUAAAUAUACUGCAGUAAUGAAGAUAUAAACUUGUUUUAUCUAAUUUAUUCUUUAGGGUUUUUUUUUCUGGAGGUUGGUGUAAAAUGUGUGUCUAAAUCCAAAUCUAUUUUUGUUUGUCAGACAAAAAUGCAAUAACUUAAUAAAAAAUUUAAAUAAUAACUCUACAAUUGUAUUAAAUAUAGAAUGUCAAUUCAGUUGACAAUGUCAGACAGUUGACAAAGAAAUAUGGUAGAGCAGACUGAUUAUAUUUGUUUUGCUGGUCAGAAUUGGGACAUAUCAGAGUGGGGUAGUGAUAGAUGUGGUGUUGAAUUGUGAGGUUGAGUCUCAGUAGAGUAAGGAUCACAGAUCAUUGUAAUCAGCUGUUUUCAGUUUUUUUUUUUGUUUUUUUUUGUGUCCAUGGGCAAGCUUCUUAUCUUUGGGUAUUUUCUUGCGUGUCUCAUAUUAUGUCCAUACCUUGAAUCGUUAAAACCAAAUCAAUUAAAGGAAAUGUGAUGAUU